Messenger RNA from Grus americana (Whooping crane), 3862 nucleotides. It is a transcript of the gene CCM2, whose product is annotated as CCM2 scaffold protein. The record is from RefSeq and is a predicted model, not a curated record. The transcript is spliced from 10 exons. Lineage: Eukaryota; Metazoa; Chordata; Aves; Gruiformes; Gruidae. Bases 132 to 1604 code for a protein of 490 amino acids. Gene Ontology annotation, biological process: vasculogenesis; heart development.
CCGGGCCGCGCCGCCUUCCCCUCACUGCCGCCACCAUUGCUGAGGGAAGGGCCGCGCCGGCGCGUGACGCCACGCGGGACACCGCAGGGCAGCGCCACCUGGCGGGAGGGGGCGCCGGAGGGAUCAGCCGCAUGCGCGGGAGCGCCGCUGCCGUCCAGGCCCGGGCCCUGCGCCCAGGCCGGGCUCCCCGCCGCCUCGGGACCAGGCCGGGAACAGCACCGCCCCGCCACCGCCCCGGCCAAAGAGCUCGGCCGCCCCUCACGGUCCCGCAGCCUGGAAUAGUGUCUCCUUUUAAACGAGUCUUCCUGAAGGGUGAAAAAGGUCGGGAUAAAAAAGCCCAGGAGAAGGUUACGGAGAGACGGCCUCUGCAUACGGUGGUGGUGUCCCUGCCUGACCGCGUCGAACCAGACGUGCUGCUGAAUGACUACAUUGAGAAAGAAGUGAAGUAUUUAGGUCAACUCACAUCCAUCCCAGGGUACCUGAAUCCCUCCAGCCGCACGGAGAUCCUGCAUUUGAUCGAUAAUGCAAAGAGAGCACACCAGCUCCCGGGGCAGCUAACCCAAGAACAUGACGCUGUCAUCAGUCUCUCUGCCUACAACAUCAAGCUGGUGUGGAGGGACGGAGAAGAUCUCAUCCUCAGGGUCCCCAUCCACGACAUCGCGUCCGUUUCCUACAUCCGAGAUGACUCCUCUCACUUGGUCGUGCUGAAAACAGCUCAGGACCCUGGGAUCUCCCCCAGCCAGAGUCUCUGUGCCGAGAGCUCCAAAGCCCUUACGUCAGGCUCGCUGUCUGAGAGCGGGGUGGUUCCCCUCGAAGCUUGUUGCUUGGUGGUCCUGGCUACGGAGAACAAAGUAACUGCCGAGGAGCUGUGCUCACUUCUCAGCCAAGUCUUCCAGAUUGUUUACACUGAGUCCACGAUAGACUUCUUGGACAGAGCAAUAUUCGAUGGGGCGUCCACACCGACGCGGCACAUGUCCUUACACAGCGAUGACUCUUCUACAAAAGUGGACGUUAAGGAAUCUUACGAAACGGAAGCAAGCACUUUUUCCUUUCCAGAAACCUUGGAUGCAGGUGACAACUCCCCCUCUUCCUUCUCCACGCAACAGUCUCCGCACGUUAAGACGGUCAGUGAGAGCGAGCUGAGCACCACGGCGACAGAGCUGCUGCAGGACUAUAUGAUGACGCUCCGAACGAAACUCUCUUCCCAAGAGAUCCAGCAGUUUGCAAUGCUCCUGCACGAGUAUCGCAACGGGGCUUCGAUCCACGAAUUCUGCAUCAACUUGAAGCAGCUCUACGGGGACAGCAGAAAGUUCCUGCUCUUAGGUCUUCGGCCCUUCAUCCCUGAGAAGGACAGCCAACACUUCGAGAACUUCCUCGAGACCAUCGGGGUGAAGGACGGCCGGGGCAUCAUCACAGACAGUUUCGGGAGGUACAGGCGGACUCUGAGCACCACCUCCAACUCCACCACCAACGGCAACGGCGCUGCCGGCAGCUCGGACGACCAGUCCGUCCCUUCGGAGGAGGACGAGUGGGACCGAAUGAUCUCGCACAUCAGCAAUGACAUCGAAGCCCUGGGGUGCAGCAUGGACCGCGAUUCCUCCUGAGGGCGAAGUGGGGGGACGCUCCCCCUGCCUCGGAGAGACCCCGCAGCGGUGCCUGGACCCUGACCGUCGCUCCGGAAGAGGUUUUGGGGCUAGAUCAGGAUGUAACUACUCUCCCAUCCUUGUUAACAGCUCCAAGCAGCAGCCGGCCGCUGUCCUCUCACCGUGCCGACACGCUGCGGUGGAGGACCCCGAACCAACCCUGGUUUGGUUUUACCGGCGCAGCGGUGAGCGAGGCCGGGGAGACGAGUCGGCUACAACCCUCUGCCUGGUUUACAGUUUUGCACACAGUAUCCCUCUUGUAACUGCUCUCCUCUUCCUCCUCUUCUUCCUCUCCCCGUUUUUGAAUGAAGUUUACCACAAUGUGAAUUAUUUAAACCUAUUGUCGAUGUUGUCGAAGCAUUUCGGCUCCAGCCCCGCAGGAGAAGCUGCCGAUGCUGCGGUGGCAGCGAACGCCGGCCGUGCCCCGAGCUUUGCGCUUGGGCUGCUGCAUCCUGCCCUGCAAACCCGUUUCCAACGCCCCCAGCUUUGCUCAGGAAUAGUGGGGGGCCCCGGGGAGGUGGGGGGGCACACAGAUGCCAUUUUACCUGCCAGCAGGCUGGGGUGCAGGCAGCUGCCGGGGCAUCACCUUCCUGCCGAGCACAAGGACUCACUGCAUGUGUGUGUGUGUGUCCCCGAGUCUGAGGGACCCCACGGUCCUCCAACACCCGUCCUGGGGUUCAUGGUGCUGGCAGGAGGUGACGGGGGGCUGCCAGGGCUCCCCGGGGACCCUGCUGUCCCAUGUCCCCUCCUGGGCCACCACAGGGACAGGAGAGCUGAUCCAGGAAGCUGGGGGGCUGCAGGGGGGUGUACAUGUUGUAUAUAUUUUACAGACAGUUAUAAAUACACACUUAUUUUUUUAAUCUGUAGCCCCUGCCUGAGGAGCGCUCCCAGGCAGAGGGAGGUGCCCCAUGGGGGGCACCGGAGAAGGGUCGGGGGGGGCCCCCAGUUAUCCUAGAGCCACAACCAGGAGGGUGACGGGGCUGGAAGAGGGAUGGGGCAGCCCAGGCAGCACCCCAGGGAUCAGCCGGGGUCUCUGGCACCCAUGGGUGGCCCUGGCUGGGUCUGUGCCUGUGCUGGAGCCCCCCCCCCAAGCUGGGGGUGCCCGGUGAGGGGGGGGCUGUGUGUGCUUUGAGGCCAGACGCUGGCUCAGCAGUCUGGGGGAUCCAGCCUCCUCCUGCCCCUUCCUCCGCUCUUUGUCCCCAACGCCCCCGCUGUCCGUCCCAGGGGGGAGCAGCCUUCAUCCCCCCAUCCUCCCCCUCCCCAGCCAUUUCUUACCUGCCCAGCCCGGGAUCGCAGGCACUGGCCCUCGGUACGAUCCUGCACGGAGCUGCCAUCCUGCCCCCCUCCACUCCCGGGGGUCCCCACGGCCCCCAUCCCUCCUUCCCCAGGACUUUAGGGGUGAACGUGCUCGAGUCACCCCGGUGCUCAGGUGUGCAGCUCCCUGGGGAGCCGGGGACUCACCUGCCAGGGGACAAGGGGUGGCUACAGCCGGCGUCCGCCCUCCAACAGCCCUUUUCCUUCCAGUUUUGGGGUUGAUAAACUCCGGAGCAGGAGGUUGGGGGUCCCAAAGAGGGUCCCCCCCAGCCGCUGGGGGAAGGGGGUUGGCCAGGCCACAUCCAUCCUGGAGAGCAUCUUCCCUAGGAGCAAACCUUGAUGGAGAAGCUCCGAGGUUUCCUCCUCCUGCCGUGGGGUUUUGCCGUCCGCCGUGGGAAGGGGAGAUGAGGGUCCUGGCUCCAGCCCCCGCCUCUCCGACCCCGGGGUCCUCUGGAGUUGGGGAUGAAGGUUUUCCUCCUCCUCCUCCCUCCCAGGAGGCAGCGGCUGGGAGUGCUCGGAGCUGGGGGCAGGUUCUUAGUGCCUUUUUAUGAUUUACAGGUUAAAAGCAAAUCGCACACGUGGAUGUUUGAGUCAUUAAAGACUUAAAUUUGGAAAAAAAAAGCCCUAUUUUUGACAUGAUUGUAUACGGAGAGCUAUAAAACAGAAGCUGUAACAGCUCGUGGUGGGGUUUGUUUGGUUUUUUUUUUUUAAUACUUCAAUGGGAAAUGGGAGUUAAUUCUGGAAAUAACCCUGUGUUGUAGCGUUCCGGUGGCAGCAGCCGGGGGUUUGUCACCUCCACUCCAGCCCCGGAGCGUCCCCAGCCCCGGUGGCACCAGGGGCCGCGGCGGUGGCUGUGUAUGUAUGCUUAAUGUACGGAGUAUGUGUUACAGGUAAAUAUAAUUCUG